AUGCGUGGAAACAAGUUUGAAAAUGGAACUGACAAAAAAGAUUUGCAAUAUCGAUCGAAAAUUGAACGGUAAUGGGAGGUCAAAAAUAUUUUUGUUUUAGAAAUUGGUAGAUCAAAUUUUUUGGAAAGUUACAAUUAGAUUUUGUUUAAAAAAAACUUAUUUUUGCACCGAUAAAAAUAUUAAAAAACGUGAACUUACUACGCGAAAUUUUAAAAUUCAUCUCCUCAGAAAAUAUUCAAUUUCUAUUUUUUCCAGAUUGGGAGCACAAGAAGAAACAAUUUGGGAGCAAAGACGGGAGAAAUUGAGCAAAGCUGUGAAUUUGAUUGAAGAAUGUGUUUCGGCAGAUCCACAUGAUUAUUUAGCACUUUAUUAUGCUGCGUAUUUCCAUGCGAUUUGUUAGUUUCAAAGAAAAAACUCACAAAAUACGAAAUCAACCAAUCUACUUAUUUUUUGCAGCUCGAGAUCUUGAAUCAGCAAAAGAUCGAUGUAGUCGAAGUCUUGCUUUAAAUAGUGAUCAACCUUGUGCAAUUAUGCUUCUUUCCUUAAUCUUCUCCUCUUAUGGCGAUCUUAAAGGCGCAUUGGAAUUAAUUGUAAACGCAUUGAAUGAUUUCGAAAAUAAUUAUGGAUUAUUAGUUCUUCGAUUACAUAUUGAAACAAAAUUCGGAAGAAUUGAGGAAUCUUUGGAUACUUCUACGAAUUUGUUGGAUUUUUUGGAAGAAACGAGAUGCUUGUAAUUAUAAUACAAAUACAAAUUCGACAUUUGCUUAUUCUGGUGGACUUGGAAUUGAUGAAGAAAGAUCGCAGAAAACAUUGGAAAAUGGAGGAAGUGUUUUGGGAAGAGAGGGAAGUAUGAAGCUAGGAACACCUUCGUUGGGAAGAGAUUUGUCCGCAAAUAAUACACCGAUUGGAUUGAUUUCGACACCGUCUUUUACGACGAAUUUAUCGAUGCCUGCGAAUGCGUCGAAUAUUGAUUUAUCGAGUAAGUUUUGGGGAAAAGCUGCGGGUAUAUUUUGAGGCUGGAACGAAACUUUUUUUAAGUUUCUGAAACUUGAAUUCUUUAUCCCUCCUAAAUCCAUUUUUGUUCCAGUUGGUGAUAGUGGUGUCGCUCCUUCUGAAGGUGGCCAAUCCUCAACAUCUGACAGUGCAACAAUCACAAAUGGAAUAUCAGAUGCUUGGUCGAAAUUCCGAUCUCAAGCUGAUAUUUGGAUGGCUCUUGCUGAAUUAUAUCUGGCUGAAGGAAAAUUAUCAGAAGUGUCGAAAUGUGUUGAACAAGCUGUUGUUCUAUUUCCACACUCGCCACAAGCAAUGUAUUUGAAAGGAAGAUUGUUGGGAUAUCGAGCACAGAAAAUUGAGGAAAAAGCGACGGCGGCAAAAAUAAGAGGAGAAGCGAAGGCGGCGUAUUUGAGUGCGUUGGCGUUGGCACCAAAUCAUUCGCCAUCGAUGUCGGCUUUGGCAAAAUUGUAUUCGGAAGAAGGAAAUUUGAAAAUGGCCGAACAUAUGUUAAGGUAAAAUAUAUUUUUUAAAACUAGGUAUUAGAAAAAACGUAUUUCGAAAUUUUGAAUAGAGAUUUUUCAAGUCUAAAAAAUCUACUGUUUUCCGUUUUGAAAUAAAAAAUUUAAAAUUUUGGUUUCAAAAUAUAGUUUUAAACAUUUUCUUGAUUCGCUUCGGAACUUUUUUAUCACAAAAUUUUUACAGAGAAAUGGUGCGAGAUGAUCCUUUGAAUUGUGAAUGGUGGCAACAAUUGGGAUGCACUUUGAUGAAAAAUGGAGAUGCUGAGAGGGCUACCGAAUGUUUAACAGCUGCUGCUGAUUUAGAUAGAUCCACUCCACUUUUACCAUUUUCAAUAAUUCCAUUGGUUUUCCCGAGUUCGUUUUAA
Molecule: messenger RNA, 1876 nt
Organism: Caenorhabditis angaria
Lineage: Eukaryota; Metazoa; Nematoda; Chromadorea; Rhabditida; Rhabditidae
Source: the annotation of a GenBank genome assembly